Molecule: messenger RNA, 306 nt
Organism: Dovyalis caffra
Lineage: Eukaryota; Viridiplantae; Streptophyta; Magnoliopsida; Malpighiales; Salicaceae
Source: the annotation of a GenBank genome assembly
AUGAAAGGAGUGUCCAGCCGCUCGACCAUAGAGCACCUUAUGAAAGCCUUGUUUCCAGCAAACCAAGAAGCAAUCAAGAUUCCACGCCAACAUACGGGGCUCACUAAUGCCUAUCCUUUGACGUACGUGGUUUUCGGGAAAAGCGCAAAUGAGAGGGCAUUGGAGUAUACAGAACACUGGGAAUCCAUCUUCGUUGAUGGCUCUGCCAGAGUGGGACCAUUCUUCGCUGGCCCGCGGCCUACGCGUCCUUUGCUCGAACGAAAGAGGGGUCUUUGCCGAGUGGAAGGGACCGAUGCUAGUAGUUAG